This is a messenger RNA of Trichoderma virens Gv29-8, 879 nucleotides long. RefSeq lists its product as uncharacterized. The transcript is spliced from 7 exons. The record is from RefSeq and is a predicted model, not a curated record. Gene Ontology annotation, cellular component: mitochondrion. NCBI's taxonomy places the organism in Eukaryota, Fungi, Ascomycota, Sordariomycetes, Hypocreales, Hypocreaceae. Bases 1 to 879 code for a protein of 292 amino acids.
AUGCUCUCUCCUCUGCGCUCGCGGCUUGUAAAUGCCACCCGGCUGGGCACGUGUCGCAAUCCUGUCUCGCCAUUGGCCUUCGAUCUCCAUGCGCCGGCGAGCCCCAAGGCGGAUGAGAAAACUGCGCCGAUAAUCUUUAUGCAUGGUCUUUUUGGAUCCAAGAAGAACAACAGAGGAAUUAGCAAAGCCUUGGCCCGGGAUUUGAAAACCCACGUAUACACUGUGGAUCUUAGGAAUCAUGGAGAAUCUCCCCACGAUCCCCGUCAUGACUAUGUUGCCAUGACUGAAGACAUUCUGGCCUUCAUUGACCAUCAUGGCCUAAAAGAGCCGACUCUGAUAGGCCAUUCUAUGGGAGCCAAGACGGCCAUGUCUGUUGCCCUUCGUUCACCAGAAACAGUGGCGAGGGUUGUCGCAGUUGAUAAUGCCCCUAUCGACGUCACGCUCAGCAGAACAUUUGCUUCCUACGUUCGAGGGAUGAAGAAGAUCCAGGAAGCCAAAGUCAGCCGCCAAUCCGAAGCAGAUGCCAUUCUCCAAGAGUACGAAGAGUCGCUCCCAAUUCGUCAAUUUCUGCUAGGAAACCUGUAUCGUUCACCAGAAGAUGGGAUUCAAAAGUUUCGUGUUCCUCUGGAUAUCCUAGGUCGAUCACUCGACCACCUUGGAGACUUUCCCUACAAGAGUCCAGGCGAGGCACGGUACACAAAGCCAUCCCUUUUCGUUCGAGGCACCCAGAGCAAAUACGUACCAGACGAUGUGCUGCCUAUCAUUGGUCAAUUUUUCCCGCGGUUUAGAUUGGCCGACGUCGACGCUGGUCACUGGCUAAUAUCGGAACAGCCUGAGGCUUUCAGGCAAGCUGUGGUGGGCUUCCUGCAAGAGCCAUAG